This is a messenger RNA of Penicillium brevicompactum, 1887 nucleotides long. Its product is annotated as Zn(II)2Cys6 transcription factor. Lineage: Eukaryota; Fungi; Ascomycota; Eurotiomycetes; Eurotiales; Aspergillaceae. Gene Ontology annotation, biological process: regulation of DNA-templated transcription. Gene Ontology annotation, molecular function: DNA-binding transcription factor activity, RNA polymerase II-specific; zinc ion binding. The transcript has 2 exons. The coding region runs from base 1 to 1887 and encodes 628 amino acids. The record is from RefSeq and is a predicted model, not a curated record.
AUGUCUGCAUCUGAGAAGGAGGCGGGAGAUCAGAUUGACUACGCACACAGUGACGAUACCCCAAGCAAGAAAAAGCGUUCAACCUCAGAAACCCUCGAGUAUCCCCGAAGACGAGCAACAAUAGCAUGCCAGAUAUGCCGACUACGCAAGACUAGAUGUAAUGGAGCCCGACCCAAGUGUCAACUGUGUUCCGACCUCAAUGCAGAAUGCGUGUACAGAGAGCCUGGAAUCAAACUAGACGCCGGUGACAGGCUGAUACUCGACCAAUUGACUCGAAUCGAGAGCUUGCUACAUUCGAACCUCCCAGCCCAACCGCAUUCGGCUUCAGCCUUAUCGACAACCUCUCCUGCCACCAGCAACGACACCAACAUAGGCAGCGAUGAAAUCUUAACACGAACACCGAGCGGUUUACCAGUCCAUGGCCGACUAUCUGCCGUAGGCCUGGGAUCCUGGGUAAACCCACCUGCCAGCAUUAGCAUCUCCACAAUGCCCAAAAUGCACACCACCCCAGCGCUCCAUCUUCUCCAAUGGCCCUUAAUUCGAGACCUGGUCCCAAACGCCUACGGUCCUCAACACCUACUCCGACUCGAAAUGGCCCGUGAACCAUUACGGUUAACGCCUAAUUCAGGCUUCGAUCUGACCAAUGCCUCGACAUACGCACAGGCCUUUUUCACGCAUGGAAACGUCUGGUAUGCCUGCGUGAAUCCUCACACGUGGAAUCAAUACUAUCAAUCCGCAUUGGCGCAGGGUUUUCAAGAAGGCCCAAUGAGCUGUUUUGUCCUUCUGGUGCUCGCCCUCGGGAGCGCUGCACACAGUGGCAGUAUCUCGUUCGUGCCGACGGAUCAUGAAUCCCCAGGACUUCCCUACUUUGCCGCUGCAUGGAGCUUUCUGCCGUCUGUUAUGAUGCAGAAUACCGUCGUCGCGACUCAGUGUAUGGUGUUGGCAUCCGCGUAUCUGUUUUAUGUGGUUCGACCUCUAGAAGCAUGGACUUUGCUAUCAAACGUGAGCUUGAAGCUGCAAUUGUUGUUCGGCAGCCCGGAUCGCAUUCCUGCUCAAUGGCGAGAAUUGAGUGUUAGGGUCUAUUGGAACGCUUUGCUGUUCGAAAGUGACCUUUUAGCGGAACUGGAUCUCCCCCAUUCUGGUAUCGUCAACUUCGAGGAAAUCGUAGAUCUCCCAGGCGGAUUUGAGGAAGAGGAUGAGAACGACGGGGAUGAGGGAGAGCGGGAGAGAAAUGAUCUAGCUGCUCGGCAUGAUAAUCUUUGGUACUUCCUAGCUGAGAUCGCGCUGCGAAGAUUAUUGAACCGCGUCAGCCAUAUCAUCUACCAGAAAGACAGCACGCAUACCCUGUCGACGUUAGGGCCGAUCGUCUCGGAGCUUGAUUUUCAGUUAUCGCAGUGGUACGACAGUCUUCCUCGACCUAUCCAGUUUCCAUUGACACAAUCGCCUCUUUCAAAUCCUGUUCAGACGGUGCUGAGGCUUCGCUACAAUGCAUGUCGGACCAUCAUCUAUCGCCCGUACAUUCUGGCGGUCUUGGAGGAUGAACAGGCUGGAGCGGAUGCAGGGGUGAAAGAGUGUUGUCGACGAUGUCUCGAUGCUACAGUUCGUCAGUUGGAACAUAUCACUAGUCACCGCGAAGGCCAUCUUCCAUACCUUUGGCAAGGUGCCUUGUCGAUGGUCUCACAAACACUACUGAUCAUGGGGGCUUCCAUGUCUCCUACACUGUCAGCUUUACUUCCGCCCACGCCGAGGACAGAUGCUAUUAUCGCGGGUGUGGUGUCGGAAGUUGAGAGAUACGCGCGCUUAGCACCUAGCUUGAAGUUGUCUGCUGAGAUCAUUCGGGAUGCGGAGCGACGAAGGCAAAUUCGUCUCCGGUCAGCGGGGAGAUGA